AUGCGUUUCUUCCCUAUUGCUGCAAUUCUUGUACUUUGUUUCUUUGGAGCCGUUUUGGGGCUGAUGCCAAUUUCAAACAGCGCGGAAAAGCUCCUGAGUGGCAACAGCGACAGAAAAGAGUUUGCCUCGGGCUCAGAAACCAGAUCCACGCCAAAAAUUCGUGGAUGUCAAGACGAUGAAGACUGCCGCCGCUUUUUGCUGGAUAUUAACGGACCUCGUUGUAUCAAUUGGAUGUGCACUCCGGAACCUUUUGAAAAGUGA
Messenger RNA from Caenorhabditis remanei, 261 nucleotides. RefSeq lists its product as uncharacterized. Bases 1 to 261 code for a protein of 86 amino acids. The transcript has a single exon. Lineage: Eukaryota; Metazoa; Nematoda; Chromadorea; Rhabditida; Rhabditidae. The record is from RefSeq and is a predicted model, not a curated record.